GCUGCAGGAGCUCCGGGUCGCCGCCUCCCGCGGCGCACGUGCGGGUGCAGCCGUGCGCCGAGCUCCCGCCCCGCAGCUGCUUUGUUGCCUCCGGGCCGCCGGCACCAUGCACACUCCGGGCUCCGUGGGCCCGGGCGACGCGCGUGCGGUUGACAUCAUGGACAUCUGUGAGUCAAUCCUGGAGAGGAAGAGGCAUGAUAGUGAAAGGUCUACCUGCAGCAUCUUAGAGCAGAAUGACAUCGAAGCAGUUGAGGCUCUUGUUUGCAUGAGCUCCUGGGGUCAAAGAUCCCAGAAAGGUGACCUAUUAAAGAUAAGACCCCUCACACCUGUCUCUGACCCUGGGGAUGUCACCAGCACUGUGCACGUGGACACAGCCGCAUCUGAGCUACCAAAGGACUUCGACUCUUUAUCGACUCUGUGCAUGACUCCUCCUCAGAGCCCUGAUCUUGUGGAGCCAUCGACAGGGACACUUGUUCCUUCCCAAGUAACUGAUUCCAAAGCAUGCAUGGUCAUGGCCAUCCCCCCAGCCUCUGCUGGGGCAGCCAAAGUGCUGAGCAGGAAGGCGGAGAGGGGCCUUCCUGGUUUGAAGCCAGAGCCACUGGAGCCAGCCCCCAGCUCCCCCUGCAGGCCCAUGGUGACAAGUGUCAUCCACCACACCGGGGGGAAUCCUGCUCCUGGCCACAUUCCUACUGCCCAGAUUCAAGAAUGCCAACUUCCCGUCAACAGAGGAGAAGCACAGUUUUUGGGACAUACUGAAUCUUUGCUGGACACACAACUCACAGAUAAUCUACUGACCACUAACUCAGUGUCGUGUCAGCCUUGCUUGCACAAGUCUGGUGGCCUGAUCCCCGUUGACAAAGGCCAGCAGUCAGGGUGGCCUGUUGCAAUUCAAACCUGCUUACCAAAGAAUUAUGAAAAUGACUUGCAAAGGAAAGCCACCCCUCUGAUUUCUGUCCCUGUCCCCAGUUCCCCUGUCUUUUGCCAAAUGAUCCCUGUGACUGGACAGAGCGGCAUGUUACCAGCUUUUUUGAAGCCUCCUCCCCAAGUGUCUGCAGGGACUGUCAAACCCAUCCUGCCCCAUGCUGCUCCUGUGCCCCAGCCUGUGUUCGUGGGACCGCCUGUGCCUCAGGGAGCUGUGAUGCUGGUCCUGCCCCAGGCGACCCUCCCCCAGCCUGCCACCUCUUCAUCCAAUGUCGUGGCUGUGGGCAAUACCAAGUUCUUGCCCCUUGCGCCUGCCCCAGUCUUCAUUGCCUCCGGUCAAAACUGUGCCCCUCAGGUAGACUUUUCCCGAAGGAGAAAUUAUGUUUGCAACUUCCCAGGCUGCCGGAAAACCUACUUCAAAAGUUCCCACCUCAAGGCUCACCUUCGCACCCACACAGGAGAGAAGCCUUUUAACUGUAACUGGGAUGGCUGUGAUAAAAAAUUUGCUCGUUCCGAUGAACUCUCUCGCCACCGCAGAACUCACACUGGGGAGAAAAAAUUUGUGUGCCCCGUGUGUGAUCGGCGUUUCAUGCGCAGUGACCACCUAACAAAGCAUGCCCGGCGCCACAUGACUACCAAGAAGGUCCCUGGCUGGCAGGCAGAGGUUGGCAAACUGAACAGAAUUGCCUCAGCAGAGAGACCUGGGAGCCCACUAGUGAGCAUGCCGGCCUCUGCAUGAAAGGUCAGCCAGGGACUUGCCCAUGGGAAUUUUAAAAAGCAUUUUUCAGGAAUGGAACUGAUGGUUUUCUCUCCC
Molecule: messenger RNA, 1735 nt
Organism: Odobenus rosmarus divergens (Pacific walrus)
Lineage: Eukaryota; Metazoa; Chordata; Mammalia; Carnivora; Odobenidae
Gene: KLF11
Product: Kruppel-like factor 11
Exons: 4
Coding region: 107-1660 (517 amino acids)
Biological process (GO): regulation of transcription by RNA polymerase II
Molecular function (GO): DNA-binding transcription factor activity, RNA polymerase II-specific; RNA polymerase II cis-regulatory region sequence-specific DNA binding
Source: RefSeq, a predicted model, not a curated record